Molecule: messenger RNA, 1740 nt
Organism: Rhagoletis pomonella (apple maggot)
Lineage: Eukaryota; Metazoa; Arthropoda; Insecta; Diptera; Tephritidae
Exons: 2
Coding region: 1-1740 (579 amino acids)
Source: RefSeq, a predicted model, not a curated record
AUGAAUAGAGAUGAAUACAUACAAAAAACGGAACAGCUUAUCAAAGAAACUAGAUGUAAGAAGUUAGCAAAGGAUCCCACUGAGGGAUACCAGGCCACAAUAAAAGAGACCACAAAGAAAGCUACAAAAAUAAUAAAGCCGAACCAAAUACAUACUUUGACAAUCAUGAAUUCAUCAGCUCCUCCGAUGAAUGCACUACCUAAAAUCCACAAACUAGGCACACCCAUGAGACCAAUCAUAAACCACAGAUCGGCCCCAAGCUAUAAACUAUCAAAACACUUAAAAACUAUACUAAAGGACAACCUUGGAUUGCCCAAUAAGUACACAAUAUCCAAUACAACGGAAUUGAUUGAAAAAAUAAAAGACUCAGCGAUCACGAUGGAUACUAAACUGGUAUCAUUCGACAUAAAAGAUCUAUACCCAUCGAUACCAAUAACGGAAACAAUAGAUAUCGUAUUCAAAAUACUGAUUGAAAAAACAGGAAACAGAGAAAUCGCCGUAGAGAUAACUAAUACACUCAGAACGCCGUUGCAUCAAAAUUACUUCAAAUUUAACAACAACAUAUACAUGCAAACAAACGGGCUAGGCAUGGGCAACCCCACAUCGGCGAUCCUUAUGGAGGUAUUCAUGCAGAAUUUGGAAGAAAGGUACGUGGAGUAUCUUACAUCACAACUAGGAGCGACGUUCUACGCCAGAUACGUAGAUGACAUCAUAUGUCUUAUAACAAAGAAAAAUGAAGGACAGAUAUUGGAAUACCUCAACAAACAGCACAGCAAUAUAAAAUUCACAAUGGAACAAGAAAUGCAAGGAAAGCUAAAUUACUUAGAUCUGACGAUAAAAAUAAAUAAAAGCACCAACAGUCUGCAAUAUGAAAUUUUUAGGAAGCCCACAGCCACAGAUAUAAUAAUACAUAAUACAUCGAACCAUCCUCAUCAGCACAAAAAAGCCGCCUUUAGACAGAUGAUCAAUAGAAUUGAGCGAAUACCACUAACAAAAGAAGGAUACAACAAAGAACUGAACGCAAUAUAUGCCAUAGCGGCUAAUAACGGAUACAAAAGAGAUCUGGUAGAAGAAAUCCGAAGGGAGCACAAAAACAAAAAGCCAAACAAGGAAGAAAACAAUGACAAAAAUUGGGCGGUAUUAACCUAUACUGGAAAGUCAACGUACAAACUUGCAAAGGUGUUCCAGAAACACAACCUUCGCACAUCAUUCAGAACAAAUAACAACGUGGGACGGAUACUACGGGACACCACAAAUCAAGAAGAUCCAUUGGAUAAACAAGGAGUCUAUAAACUAACUUGCAAAUGCCAGCAUAGUUACAUAGGUCAAACAGGACGUAAAAUAAAAACAAGAUUCCGCGAGCAUAUAAGAGACUAUAACAAAAAGACACAGAAACCGAGCGCAAUACCAGAGUCAAAUUUUGCUAACCACAUGUUUAACAACAAAUGUUCACCAACGCAAAUAAGAAAGGCAGCGAAACUACUGCAUAACUCAGUAACGCAAAAGGGUACGUGCAACCAAAAGCAACACCCAAACUCACAAGGGCCAAUACCGCUGCCCAGUGUGCCGCAGCAACCACCGCCUGGCUUUUUGUCGCGAGAUGCGCAGGAUGGAACCGGCCGAGAGACUGCGUGCCGUCCUCGUGCACCGCCACUGCGCCAACUGCCUGUCGCCGCAUCACACGGCGAAGAUUUGCGCAUCUCCCCGAAAAUGCGAACAUUGCCGGGACCGGCUUUAUAG